This is a messenger RNA of Spea bombifrons (plains spadefoot toad), 1955 nucleotides long. RefSeq names its product basic helix-loop-helix family member e40 (gene BHLHE40). Gene Ontology annotation, molecular function: RNA polymerase II cis-regulatory region sequence-specific DNA binding; DNA-binding transcription factor activity, RNA polymerase II-specific; protein dimerization activity. Gene Ontology annotation, cellular component: nucleus. The record is from RefSeq and is a predicted model, not a curated record. Gene Ontology annotation, biological process: regulation of transcription by RNA polymerase II; regulation of neurogenesis; anterior/posterior pattern specification. The transcript has 5 exons. Bases 244 to 1335 code for a protein of 363 amino acids. Lineage: Eukaryota; Metazoa; Chordata; Amphibia; Anura; Pelobatidae.
ACAGGGAGGGACACGCCACCAACCUCCCUCCUACCAGAGCAAGCGUCCACUCCCCCCCAUCUAGCCAGAAGCUACAGCUCAUAACACCAUCGCCCAGUGGAGUAGCACUCACUUGCUUGCGCCGUCUCUCUGGGAGGAACACUAGCUGUCUGAGACUCUGUCUGGUGAACUUGGGCUGGACGUGUAAGACACUGCACUACCUGGGACUUACGUGGACGGAUCCGACAGCUGUAUCUCACAGACAUGGAGAGAAUUCCCAGCGCUCAGCCUCCUCCUGCCUGUCUGGAAAGGUCCCCUUCCUUGUCUGGGGUGGAUUUCUCGCACAUGUAUCAAGUGUUCAAACCGAGAAAAGGUCUAAAGAGAUGCGAAGACAGCAAGGACACGUAUAAAUUGCCGCACCGGUUGAUUGAGAAGAAGCGCCGCGAUAGGAUUAAUGAAUGUAUUUCUCAGCUCAAGGACUUAUUACCCGAGCAUCUCAAACUGACGACUUUGGGGCACCUGGAGAAAGCUGUUGUAUUGGAGCUAACCCUGAAACAUGUCCAGUCUUUAUCCAGUCUGAUUGAGCAGCAGCAAAAGCAGAUUGUUACCCUCCAACGUGGUUCACCUUCUGAUGGAAGCAGAAUGUCUGGCGAGGAGAUGUUCCUCUCUGGUUUCCAGCUCUGCGCUGAGGAGGCUCUUCGCUUCCUCGAGGGUGGCGAGAGACGUGAACUGGUUGCUCACCUGCACCGCGUGGCUUCCGAUCUCAGCCGGAGCCCAUCUAGGACACCAAAACUCUCUGACAAACCAGUCCUCAAGGGACAAGCUACCAACUGUGUCCCGGUCAUUCGGCGCGCAGCCCCUCUUCAAUCAGGGGAACAGAGCGGGACGGACACAGACACGGAUAGUGGUUAUGGAGGGGAAGCAGAUAAAGUGGAGUCUUCGCAUGAACAGAGUGGUACCUGGAAGGAAGAAAAGAGCAGUUCCCCAAGCUUGGACCGCAUCAUCAAACAAGAGGAAGAUGAGGUUCCCAAGAAGAGACCUAGGUUGGACACCAACGUUGGGGAGGACCGCUUCUGUAGCAAUGACCUACAAUCAACAGAAUCCUACCCUACUCAUCCUCUCUGCCUGCCCUUUUAUCUCAUCCCACCUUCAGCCUCUGCCUAUCUCCCCAUGCUGGAGAAGUGCUGGUAUCCAGGAUCUAUGCCCAUGCUGUACCCUACACUGUCGCACUCCGGUUUACUGAGUCAGGACAGGGCUCAGCAAAUUCACUCUCCUGCCAUGUCAUCGCUGGACUCUUCUGCAUUGCUACAUGCGCUGAAACAGAUGCCCAAACUAGGUACAGAUUCUAAGGAAUGAUCCCCAGGAGGGAUGUCGGUAAGGCAGCGCUACCAGUAGAUUAUUCAUCAGAAGAAAAAAUGAGCCCACCUUGGUGAGAAUAAAAUGGUGUGGGCGCCAGCUAUCUGCGGACCAUGGACAAUGUGCAGUAGUCCGCUGGUUCGCCAGGUCCCAGAUGUCAGGAGAAGAGACGUGCCAUGUACCAGCCCUGGUCCCAUCUUGCCAGACACCACAGGCUGCAAAUGUGAGCCUUCAUCUUUAGAGAUGUGAAGAAACAUUCUCAGCAUUGAAACAGGUGGCCGGCGGUUUUUGGGAGUGGGUCGGAGGCUUCUAAACUAUGUAGACAGUUAUGAAGGGAGGUAACCGACUUGAACUUGACCCUGUGUUUCAAAGUGUCUCAAGGAAUGAAACACUUCUGGAGGGGCUUAACCAGACACAUCAAGACACCCCCUCGCAAACUAGCCCCGAUCCUCUGCCCACCCCUAAUAGUGGGUACAGAGACUACACGACAAAGCACUUUAUUUAAAUACACCUGUUCAUACCUGUCCGUUGGUGUACCCUGAGGGUACUAGGAGGGUAUGUCCCUGAAAUGUUAUAAAUAUUGUAUUUUUAUGAGAAAUAAAACAAAAAUCUUUAUUUCA